AACUUGUAGAAAGGGGGUUGGGGUCGUGGACUUGGUCUUAUAGCAAGUCAAUCAACGUACAGAGAGGGUUGCCUUGUUAAUCAGUAUAAAGAAGGCUUAGAUGAUCACCAAAAGUUGAGAAAUCAACUAAACCAAGUUUAUUAAAUAGAGUGAGUGUAAGGAGGGAGUGUGGGAAUAUUGUGUGCCAAGUGCCAAUCCUCAUAUGGCAACGCUGGCUUUGGUUAGAAUUUUACAAUUGAUACUUUUCAGCUGUUUGCUUGCAGCAGGAGCGUCGGUGGCUUCUCAAGCCUUGCCAGGUUGUAAAGAUGAGUGUGGAAACCUGCGCAUUCCAUAUCCUUUCGGCAUGACUCCAGGGUGUAACUUGAACGAGGACUUUCUAAUCACUUGCAACACGUCUGUCAGCCCCCCUCGACCACAAUUGAUGGAUGGUAACUUAGAAGUCACUAACAUAACACUUGAAGGUCAGGUGGAAAUCUUGAAUUAUGUAGCUAAGGAUUGUUACAACCGCAACGGAACACCUGCGGACCAGAAUUUGUCUCUGCUUUGGGCGGCCAUGUUUACCAUCUCAAAUUAUAGAAACAAGUUCAUUGCUGUUGGUUGCGACACAGUGGCGCAAAUUUGGGCUAAACGUGAGCAUGACAAUAGUACAUAUUUUACCGGCUGCAUGGCAUAUUGCGAGAAAGCGGACGCUCUCCACCUUAAUGGUUCUUGCUCAGGUGUAGGAUGUUGCCAAGUCUCCAUUCCUAGUGGACUUAAGAAUCUUAACAUGUCAGUAGGAAGCUACUACAACCAUACACGUGUGUGGGACUUCAAUCCUUGUAGCUACGCCUUUGUUGUAGACGAGAACAAGUUCAGUUUCAGCGACAAAAGUUUUGGUGAGUUAGCACAUAAAGAAUCUCUUCCCAUGGCGCUUGACUGGGCGAUUGGAAAUGAACCUUGCAAUGUAUCUGAGCAUAAACCUGAUUAUGCUUGUAAACAAAAUAGCAUCUGCUACAACCCUGAAAACAGGUCCGGUUAUCUCUGCAAGUGCAAGGAUGGAUACAAUGGAAACCCAUAUCAUCCCGAUGGUUGCGAAGAGAUUGAUGAGUGCAAAGAUUCGAGCCUACACAAUUGUAUUUCUGAAAGGAAUUGUUUUAAUACGCCUGGAAGUUAUAAAUGUUUUUGCACAAAAGGCUUUAAUGGGGAUGGCAAAAAAGAUCGAAAGGGCUGUAUGCGAAAUCAAGCAAAUGUCAUAAAAAUCUCUAUUGUUAUUGGCUUAUGUGUGCUGGUUGUUAUUGUGGGUUCUUCAUGGUUGUUCUUCAUAAACAAGAAAAGAAAGCUACUCAACAUGAAAAAGAAGUUCUUUAAGCAAAAUGGUGGCUUACUGUUACAGCAAGAGCUACAUGAACAACGAGUAUCAACUGAAACCGUUAAGAUUUUCACUGCAGAAGCGCUUAAGAAUGCAACCAAAAACUAUGAUGAGAGCCAAAUUAUUGGAAAGGGAGGGUUCGGCACUGUUUACAAAGGUAUCCUGAAGAAUGGCACUGAGGUAGCUAUCAAGAAAUCCAAAGUUGUUGAUCAAAGCCAAAUUAAGCAAUUCAUCAAUGAGGUUAUUAUUCUCACCCAAAUAAACCAUAGAAAUGUGGUCAAGCUUUUAGGUUGUUGCUUGGAGACUGAGGUCCCCUUGUUGGUUUAUGAAUUUGUUUCCAAUGGCACCUUAUCCGAGCACAUCCACUGUGAAGACAAAGCUUCUUCGAUUUCUUGGGGAAUUCGGUUAAGGAUAGCUACGGAAUCAGCGCAAGUGUUGUCAUAUUUGCACUCUGCAGCUUCUAUACCAAUCAUUCAUAGAGAUGUGAAGCCUACAAACAUCCUCCUGGACGACAAUUAUACUGCAAAGGUUUCGGACUUCGGAGCUUCACGAUUAGUUCCGAUGGAUCAAACUCAGUUAUCAACGAUGGUGCAAGGAACUCUUGGAUAUUUAGACCCUGAAUACUUGUGUACAGCGCAACUGACAGAAAAAAGCGAUGUCUACAGCUUUGGUGUAGUCCUAGUUGAGCUGCUAACGGGCAAAACUGUGCAUUCUUUUGAAGGGCCUGAAGAAGAAAGAAACUUAGCAAACCAUUUUGUUCUAUGGUUGAAAAAUGAUCGAUUGUUUGAGAUUCUAGAUGAUAAAGUGGCGAAAGGAGCGGUUGAGCAGAUUAAAGAAGUAGCUAAACUAGCAAAGAAGUGUUUAAACGUAAAAGGUGAAGAGAGGCCUUCAAUGAAGGAUGUUGCACAAGUGCUUGAGGAUGUAAGAAGACUCAGGUGCGAACAUCCAUGGGCUGAAGUUGCUGUUAAUUUGGAGGAAACAGAGUUUCUGCUUGGAGAAACAUAGAUGUUUCUACUAAUAACAGCAGCCAAGGUUUCACAACAAUGGCGGUGUAGUUGUUUAGCAAGAAACCAGAUAAUUAUAUAUAUAUGUAUACAUAUAUUUGUGAUCUUUGUUGAUUUUAAAUUUGUUUUGGGACAUUUUAGGUGUUUAUUUUUUGUUGCUUAUAUGUAAGAUUCAGUAGUAAAUAAAACAGCCCUCGAGGUGUUUCAUCUUCAGUAGUAAAAUUAGAGAGGUGCAACCACUCUCUAAAACCCACCUGGAAGGAAAUAUUGUGGAGGGCAUUGAUGAGGUUAAGGAGGUUGGCGGCGUUGGAGAAUGAUGCAGCCGACUUGGCGAGGGCUUCAAGGUACUUGGUGGCUACCAAGCUAGGGGUGUCCAGUGCUGAGACUCACCUGCACCUGAACCCAACUGAUUUGCAAAUCUAAGACACUGCUACUUUGGUUAUACUGAAAACAACUCCACGAGAUGUGCUGUUUCUUGGUGUGGUUAUUUGAUUUUCUCUUAGAUUGGGCUAUUUCAUGGCACUUGAAAUUGGUCGUCUUCUAAUUGCUAAAAUCCUAGGGUUCGUUUGAUAUAUUGGAACCAAUCUUUUCUGAAUAGUACUAUAAAUGAAAUUUAGUUUUUGUUAA
This is a messenger RNA of Gossypium raimondii (Peruvian cotton), 2979 nucleotides long. RefSeq names its product putative wall-associated receptor kinase-like 16. Gene Ontology annotation, biological process: protein phosphorylation; cell surface receptor signaling pathway. Gene Ontology annotation, cellular component: plasma membrane. The record is from RefSeq and is a predicted model, not a curated record. The transcript is spliced from 3 exons. The coding region runs from base 203 to 2353 and encodes 716 amino acids. Gene Ontology annotation, molecular function: calcium ion binding; protein serine/threonine kinase activity; ATP binding. NCBI's taxonomy places the organism in Eukaryota, Viridiplantae, Streptophyta, Magnoliopsida, Malvales, Malvaceae.